AUUUAUUAUCCCCCACCCCCAACAACAAAAAAAAAAAACACCAUCUCCAUAAAAAAAAAAAAAAAAAAACCCCAAAACCCCCCAAAAGUAUUUAAACAAAUAAGUAAAAAAAUCUGAAUAUGACAUUUAAGUUUUUCGCGGCAACGGCCCCCUCUUCACUCUCUCUCUCUCUCCUCUUUUUUCAGUCUUCGUCCUCUUCUUCCUCUCUCUCUUCCGCCGUCUUCUCUCUCCUCCUUCACUCUUACGCUUUCUCCAAAUAUCCCCAAAACCCAUUUUUCUACCUUCAAAAUUAAAGAAAAUGGCGCCUGCAAAAAAAUCGAAAAGUGUAAAUAAAGGAUUUACUUCUGCCAGUGAUUCAUCUCCAAGCAAAGACGAGAAAUCCAAACAAAAGAAGCGGAAGUUAUCUGACAUGCUCGGACCUCAAUGGAGUAAACAUGAGAUUGAACGAUUUUAUGAAGCUUACAGGAAGUAUGGCCAAGAGUGGAAGAAGGUUGCUGGCGUUGUGCGUUCUAGAUCUAUAGAAAUGGUUGAAGCACUUUACAAUAUGAACCGAGCGUAUCUAUCUUUACCAGAGGGGAUCGCUUCUGUAGCUGGACUCAUAGCAAUGAUGACUGAUCACUAUAAUGUCCUGGCAGGAAGUGGCAGCGAAAAAGACAGUGAAGAACCUGAGAUAAUGGCUAGAAAAAUUCAGAAAAAACUCAAAGCAAAAGCUCUGCUUGACUCUUCCAGAGAUGACUCCAGACGUCAGUAUACGGGUUCAAGUGAUGGAUGCUUAUCCUUAUUAACACAUUGUGGCAAUGGUAUCCGGCCACAUUUUCCUGUAAGAAAAAGGACACCUCGCAUACCUGUUUCAUGCUUAGAUGUUCAUCCCAAUAAAAAGUCUCGGGUAUCAGCAUUGAAAGCAAAUGAUGGCGGAGUUUCCCAUGGGGAUCUAUUGUUGAAAGAAGCACACCAGUACCCAAACUCACCACAUGGUUCGCAAACAUCUAGAAGAACUGACAAUAUAAGAUGUUCACAUGUUUCAGCUAGAGAUGAGAUAAUUGCACAAUUCCCAGUGCUAAAGACCAGGACUGGUGGAUUUGGAGGAGAUGAGGAAUCUAAGGAAGGCAGUUUGGGCCACAAUGAGGACAAAAUUGGAAAUCUGGCCAGGGAUUCAGCGGAUUCCGGUAGAUAUGCUUUGGCUGAUUAUAAGAAAGGGAAGAAAGGAAAGAAAGCAGAAGUUCAUCACUCUGAAGCUACAUUAUUUGAUGAUAUUCGGGAAGCAUAUAAGUAUGCUGAUAAAGGACCAAGAAGAAAUGGUUCUGAUGGUAAAGGUGCCAAAAUUUGCAAGUCAACUUCUGAGGGCGAAAGGAAGAGAAGCAAGAAAUUGACAUUUGAAGAUGAACUUGCAGCUUGUGAUGCAUUGAAGGCCUUGGCUGAAAUGUCCUCAAUGAUGCCAUAUCUUGCUGCAGAGCCUGGUAUAACCUCUGCAGUUGAGGAUGCUGGAGAGUCUAUGAGUGGACGGGACGCCAUAGUCAAUGGGGUUUCUCGUUCCGAUGUUGCAUUAAGUGAUGAGAAGGUCAGUGGGAAGUUAAAGAACAAACACAUAUCCCAAGGUUCAAAGGUAUGGAAGGCUGAAAGUCCUACUGAUUUUUCUGUAAAACAAGAAGAAAAAUUGAGUGUGGCUGAUAACGAGGUGAAGUCUGCAGAUAGUAGUGAACAAAUCUCUGCUGUCUCCAAAAGAUGUAAAUCAUCACUUAGGUCUCCUGACGUGUCUUCUACUAAUGACCCACGUCUAGGGGAGACAGAAGUUGCAGUAUCUAGUGAACAAAUUGCGAACCAGGUUGUAAACCUUACAAGAAGAAAAAAUAGGCGCAAGAGAGACAGAGCAUUGCUUCUGAAGGACAGUGAUUAUGCUCCAAGUGGUUGUUCGAAUAAUGGUUUGGCUAUAAUCCAAGAUGAAGUGCAAGAUGUAAAGAGAAAGCUUUCGAAUUGUCUCUCCUUUCAUGAAGUACGCAGAUGGUGUGUGUAUGAGUGGUUUUACAGUGCGAUUGACUAUCCUUGGUUUGCUAAGAGGGAGUUCACGGAGUACCUAAUUCAUGCUGGAUUGGGACAUAUUCCAAGACUUACACGUGCUGAAUUGGGCUUCAUUAGAAGUACCCUUGGUAAACCUCGGAGGUUUUGUGACCAUUUUCUACAGAAAGAAAGGGAGAAACUCAAGCAAUAUCGUGAAUCUGUUAGGACUCACUAUACUAACCUUCGGGCUGGCAUCGGGGAAGGACUCCCAUCAGACUUAGCAUGUCCACUACUUGUUGGACAACAAGUAGUGGCUAUUCAUCCAAAAACAAGAGAAUGCCAUAAUGGCAGCGUCUUGACAGUUGAUCAUGACAAUUGCCUGGUCCAGUUUCAUCGUCCAGAUCUAGGGGUUGAACUAGUCAUGGAUAUUGACUGCAUGCCUUUGAAUCCACUGGAGAAUAUGCCAGAAGCAUUGAGGAGGCGGAAGAUGCUAUCUGAUUACUGGCAUGUACAAGUUCCAAAAGUCAAUGAAGCAAUUAUGCCAGUUUCAGAGGAGCAUACGAAGAUUGUCGAUCACCGUUUCCAUGUUCCUUCAUUCAACCCAUCAAUUGCAAAUAAUAUGAAGGUUAAGCCAGCAUGCCUGAGUUCACUUGCUAAGGUCAUAGGAAAUGGAAGUUUCAAGACAGAAACCCAAAAUCAAUCUUGCAAUAUGGCUCAUAUGCAGUUUCAGGAAGGUCAUGUGAGACCUAUUCCAGGUUUGACUAUGGGUUCAGAUAGAAAGGUCUUUGAUCAGAGCAGUGCAUGUCCAAAGAACCUGCCUCCUUGGCCUCUUCCUGUAACGGAUUCAGUUCCUUUAAAUGAAACCAUGCAUUAUUCAAAUCAUUCUGCAUUCAGUUGUCAAGAAACUGCAUCCAAUGUGGCUGAAAUUGUUGAAGGAUCUAGAGAUAAGGCACAAAACAUGGUUGAUACAGCUAUUAAGGCGAUGUCUAUAAUGGAAGAAGGUGAAGAUGCAUUCGGAAGGAUCAGUGAGGCUUUGGCUUGUAAUGGUAAAGCAGAAAGUGCAGCUACUUUCAGGACGUCUAUAAUAUCAUCUUCAAACACAUUUCGAGGUAGUUUGCCUCAUCAGAAUCCAGUUGCUUCAUGCACUCCACAGCCCAAACUGGCGUGUGAUGCAUCUAGUGUGCAACCAAUUGGUGAUUCUGCAUCAAAUGAUCUUCGAGUGCCUUCUGACCUUAUUACAUCAUGUGUUGCAACGUUGCUUAUGAUACAGACUUGCACCGAGCGACAAUAUCCACCUGCAGAAGUGGCACAGAUAUUAGAUAAUGCUGCUACAAGCUUGCAUCCGUGCUGCCCUCAGAACCUCUCGAUUUAUAGGGAGAUACAAAUGUGCAUGGGUAGAAUUAAGACCCAGAUAUUAGCACUUGUACCAACAUAGAGUAAUGAGUCUCGUAACUUUUUUUAGGAGGGCUUGUACAUAAGAACAAGAGUUUUCCUCUAUAAUUUUUGUAGUCUUAGGUAGAUAGCUAGAUAGCAAAUUAUUAACAAAGCCUACCACUAGGAAUGAUAACCUGAAGGAAUCUUCCGCAGGACCAUCUAUUGUAAUGUAAAAUUAUUUAUGGCUCGGUUUCCUUAAAUAAAUUGUUAAGGUAUAUACAGACUUGGAUUUUGUCUUGC
This is a messenger RNA of Beta vulgaris subsp. vulgaris (sugar beet), 3669 nucleotides long. Its product is annotated as protein ALWAYS EARLY 2. Bases 299 to 3430 code for a protein of 1043 amino acids. NCBI's taxonomy places the organism in Eukaryota, Viridiplantae, Streptophyta, Magnoliopsida, Caryophyllales, Amaranthaceae. Gene Ontology annotation, cellular component: transcription repressor complex; nucleoplasm. The transcript is spliced from 19 exons. The record is from RefSeq and is a predicted model, not a curated record. Gene Ontology annotation, biological process: DNA-templated transcription; regulation of transcription by RNA polymerase II; regulation of cell cycle. Gene Ontology annotation, molecular function: DNA binding.